AGGACAAGAACUACUGACAUUCCUCAAAGACACAUGCCUGUAAUGAAUGAGGUGCAUUUAUAAGUAGCCGUUGUUAAAGUCCUUCCUGUUAUUUUUGCGCCGCCAGUUUUUUCUCUCUUUUGUUUCGUUAAGGUGGUCAACUUGAUUUUCCUGCAAUCCCUUCUCGAAGGGUGCACAGAAAGCUCUUCAUGCAGAGAAGCUUCAGCGGAACAGCGUUUAGCUGAAGCGUAUAUUUCUGUUUGUGUUCUUGUCAAGGAGUAGGUAAUGGAGGAUAUUGGAGACAAGAUCAGCAAUCUAAAAAAUAAAAGUUCACCAAUUUCUGUUUUUGCAGAAGAGCAAAAGCCUGUUGAAAAGGAAUCACAUGUCAAAGAUGAGGAUGAUGAGAUGCCAAACAACUUGGAGAAUGGUCACAUUGCAUUAAUCACAGAGAAAAUGGUUAACAAGGAGAAAGGGUGUGACGAAGCAUGCUUGGAACACCAAGAUGCAAAGAAUGACAUAUCAAUCAAGGAAGAAUUGGAUCCAGAAAUGGAUGGAAGUGGAGUACAUAUCAAAGGGAAUGAUGAUGAGAUACAAUUCAAGCCGGAGAAUGGUCACAUGCUAGUAAUUGCAGAGAAAAUGGCCAAAGAGGAGAAAGAACUUGAACAAGCACGUUUGACACAACAGUAUGCUAAGACUGAAAUACCAGUCAAGAGUGAAACUCCAGAGCUUGAUGAAUCCAUGUUUACCAAAUUAGAUAGUCUUCUUACUCAGACUCAAUUGUAUUCAGAGUUCCUACUUGAGAAGAUGGAUGACAUCACCAUGAGUGCAAGAGCAAAUGUCAAUGCUGAAUCAACUCGAGGAAGGAAGAGAGGAAGAGCAAAAAGAGCUGCUGCUGGCAAUGCGGCCCAUAAGAAAGCAAGAGUGGCAGUAGAGGUCAUGCUCACAAAUCGUGAGAAAAAUAUACUUGAUGAAAGCUCCGAUAUUUUACUGGAUGAAGAGAGCCUGCGGAAAGAACAAAUGGAGCUCAUACCUCUGAUGACUGGAGGAAGGCUAAAAUCAUACCAAAUGAAAGGGGUGAAGUGGAUGGUUUCGCUGUGGCAAAAUGGACUGAAUGGAAUUCUUGCUGAUCAAAUGGGUCUUGGAAAGACAGUUCAAACUAUAGGGCUCCUUGCACAUUUGAAGGGAGAGGGAUUGCAUGGACCUUUUCUAGUAGUUGCUCCACUUUCCACCCUUUCAAAUUGGGUGAAUGAAUUCAAUAGAUUUGUUCCAAGCAUGAAAGUACUCCUUUAUCAUGGAUCAAAGAACGAUCGUGCUGGACUAAGGAGAGAGCAUAUGCCCAAAACAGUGGAUCCAGAUCCAACAUUUCCUGUUGUUAUCACUUCUUAUGAGGUUGUAAUGUUCGAUCGCAGGUUUUUAACUCAAUACAAGUGGGCAUACCUAGUGGUUGAUGAGGGACAUCGAUUGAAGAAUUAUGAAUGCAGAUUGUUGAGGGAACUUAAGUUAUUAUCGCCCAGAAACACAUUGCUCUUGACUGGCACUCCUUUGCAUAAUAACUUGGCAGAGCUUUGGUCUUUGUUAAAUUUCAUCUUACCUCAAAUUUUCACAUCCAUUCACGAGUUUGAAUCAUGGUUUGAUCUAUCUGGGAGGAAUAUGAAUGGAACAGCACAGGAAGAAAUCGAUGAAAAAAGACGGGUCCAAGUAAUCUCAAGGCUUCAUGCAAUUCUCAGACCCUUUCUUCUGAGAAGGCUGAAAGAAGAUGUGGAGAAAGAUCUUCCUCUGAAAAAGGAAAUAAUAUUAUAUGCACGAAUGACUAAAUGUCAGAAAGAAAUACAAGAUCAUCUAAUAAACAGGACUCUUAUUCCAUAUCUACAUAAUAAAUCAGUAAAUGGUACAAGAGCUCAUAAAGCCAAUUUGGACAAUUUGAUGAUUCAAAUGCGCAAGAAUUUCAACCAUCCUGAUCUACUUCAGUCACAGUUUGAAAUUUCUUUUGACUAUCCUCCAGUAAAUGAAUUGAUGGAACAAUGUGGCAAAUUUCAGCUUCUAGACAGACUUCUAAAACAUUUGAAAGCCAGAGGACAUAAGGUUCUUGUAUUUUCUCAAUGGACUAGAGUGCUAGACCUGCUGGAGUACUGUUUAAGUGAGAUGGGUCAUGAAAUGUGUCGCAUUGAUGGAAAAGUUAAAUUAGCUGAUAGACAAAGACAGAUCAAUGAUUUCAAUAAUCCAGGAAGUAAUCUUCACAUUUUUUUGCUAAGCACCCGUGCCGGUGGACUUGGAAUAAAUCUUGCCUCAGCAGAUACUUGUAUUAUUUAUGAUAGUGACUGGAAUCCACAAAUGGAUUUACAAGCUAUGGAUCGAUGCCAUAGGAUUGGGCAAACCAAGCCUGUUCAUGUUUAUAGGCUUUGUACAGCACACUCUGCUGAGUGUCGGAUGCUUAAAGUUGCUUCUGGAAAGUUGAAGUUAGAGCAUGUGGUGAUUGAGAAAGGUCAAUUUUGCCAGGACAGGACUAUCCGCAGUCUCUUUAAGGAAUCUGAUCUCCUUGCCUUACUGACUCAAGAAAGAGACGAAGAAGAAGAGCUUGUUCAGAGUCAGGAGAUUAGCGAAAUGAAUCUAUUACAGCUUUUAGACCGCAGUGACAUGGUUCAAGGUUCACCUAAAGCUGUUCGUACUUACUCGAAUAAUCUUCCUCUCAAGGGUCCAGGAUGGGAAGUGGUAAUACGAGCUGGAAAGGUUGAAAAUAUGCUCUCAUCUGUUGAAGGAUACAAGCAUAUUGUGGACACAAAUAUGAAGCAGGGAGAGGCAUAAAAGAAAAUAAAUGGUCUCAAUUCCUACUAAAUGCAUUUUUUGUGUGGCCAUAAUAAACUUGCCUCGCUAAUAUUGUGGUAUGCAACUCUCACACAAAUAUCUUGCAUAUUUCAUGGAACUUGUGGGGGUUAUCCUGCACAGUAAUUUAUCACGAACCUUGGUUGCUUCCACCUGGAUCAAAACUAGAGUUACCUCAUUUUCAUUCACGUGAUAAUAAAAAUGAGGUGCAAGUGGCUGGGAAUUAGAUUUUUCAACCAGAAGCGAUUAUAUAGUCAAUUUUGCUGUCAGUUUUGAAAGAUUUAAUUGGGAGUUUUUUCAAUUGACAUACUUAUAUUUCAAAAACGAUAUUACCUAAAGUUUUUCAACAUCAAUCUGGGAGUCGAUCAUUUCAUCGACAAUUUUGCUCUGUAAUUUGUUUACUCUAAUUUGUGAAACUUAAUGCUUACUCAAUUGACAACUGUA
This is a messenger RNA of Cryptomeria japonica (Japanese cedar), 3243 nucleotides long. Its product is annotated as ATP-dependent DNA helicase DDM1. Gene Ontology annotation, molecular function: ATP binding; DNA binding; ATP-dependent chromatin remodeler activity. Gene Ontology annotation, cellular component: nucleus. Bases 265 to 2781 code for a protein of 838 amino acids. Lineage: Eukaryota; Viridiplantae; Streptophyta; Pinopsida; Cupressales; Cupressaceae. The transcript has 17 exons. The record is from RefSeq and is a predicted model, not a curated record.